This is a messenger RNA of Elgaria multicarinata webbii, 1428 nucleotides long. RefSeq names its product heparan sulfate-glucosamine 3-sulfotransferase 2 (gene HS3ST2). Gene Ontology annotation, molecular function: [heparan sulfate]-glucosamine 3-sulfotransferase activity. The coding region runs from base 21 to 1205 and encodes 394 amino acids. The record is from RefSeq and is a predicted model, not a curated record. Lineage: Eukaryota; Metazoa; Chordata; Lepidosauria; Squamata; Anguidae. The transcript is spliced from 3 exons.
GCUGGGCGCGGGCAGGCGGCAUGGCCCCCCCGCCUAAGGGCCCCCCCGCCCGCAAGCUGCUCUGCAUGUGCAGCCUCUCGAUCUGCCUCACCUACGUCUGCUACAGCCUCAUGGGGGGCCCCGGCGCCGUCCGCUCCCCGCUCGCUGCCCAGGGGGCCCCCAGCCCCUCCUCGCCGGCCCCGGACGGCCCCGCCGCCGCGUCUCCCCGCGACGGCAGCACGCCGCGCCUCCGGACGCCGCCGCCGGCACCCUCCACAGCAGCUCCGAGCGGCGCCUCGGAGCGCGACGCGCGCGGCACCGCCGCCUCCGAGGACCUCGGCCGACUCGCGGAGGAUGCUGUCGCCGCCGCCCCCGCCGCCUCGGACGCAGCUGCGGGCGCCGAGCGUCCUACCGCCACGCCGGACUACGGGGAGAAGCGGCUGCCGCAGGCGCUGAUCAUCGGCGUGAAGAAGGGGGGCACCCGCGCCCUCCUGGAGGCUCUCCGCGCGCAUCCCGACGUACGUGCCGUGGGCACCGAGCCGCACUUCUUCGACCGAAACUACGGCAAGGGCCUCGACUGGUACAGGGAGCUGAUGCCCAAGACCCUGGAAGGGCAGCUCACCAUGGAGAAAACGCCAAGCUAUUUCGUCACCAAUGAGGCCCCAAAGCGCAUCCACUCCAUGGCCAAGGAUACCAAGCUGGUUGUGGUUGUGCGUGACCCGGUCACCAGGGCCAUCUCGGACUACACCCAGACACUUUCCAAGAAGCCAGAGAUCUCCACCUUUGAGGUGCUGGCUUUCAAGAACCGUACCCUUGGGCUGAUUGACGCCUCAUGGAGCGCCAUCCGCAUUGGGAUCUAUGCGCUGCACCUGGAGAGCUGGCUCCAGUACUUCCCGCUCUCCCAGAUCCACUUCGUCAGCGGGGAGCGGCUCAUCACAGACCCCGCAGGGGAGAUGGCCAAAGUGCAGGACUUCUUGGGCCUCAAGAGGGUUGUGACGGAGAAAUAUUUCCAUUUCAAUAAGACCAAGGGGUUCCCUUGCCUAAAGAAGCCAGAGGACAGUAGCAGCACCCCCCGGUGCCUCGGCAAGUCCAAGGGCCGAACUCACCCCAAAAUUGACCGGGAUGUAAUCCGGAGGCUGCGGAAAUUUUACAAGCCGUUCAACAUCAUGUUUUACCAAAUGACAGGCCAGGAUUUCCAGUGGGAGCAGGAAGAGGGUGAUAAGUGAUGCCAAGGCAGGCAGGAAGACGCUGUCUCCUAACCAGAGAACUUGCCUGAGGCUGGGGAAGGGCCUGGCUUGCCUACUCUGGAAUCCAGCACCAAUUCUGCCACCAUCCCUGGCGAGAAUUUGCUCAGCAGACACAAGUGGUAGCCAAAACUUCCUUUUUGCACCUGGAUGAAGGGCAAUCACCUUUCUCUUCCUCCCACAAUUCUAGGCCAGCAGGUUUUGG